CUGUUUGGUAUUUCCCGUUUCCGACGACCCUGAAGGCAGCAUUUCAAACGACAGCACUAGCUGUUACGGCGGAGAAAUAACUAUCGAGAAACAGCGGCGGUGUCGUUAAAACACAAUAAUCUUCAUCAUGUCAACCCUUGGUCCAGAAGGCUCCGGGGCAGCCUCGAGCAACAAGCGUCUGCAGCAGACGCAGGCUCAGGUGGAUGAGGUGGUGGAUAUCAUGCGUGUUAAUGUGGACAAAGUGCUGGAACGUGAUCAGAAACUGUCGGAACUGGAUGACCGAGCAGAUGCACUGCAAGCUGGAGCUUCCCAGUUUGAGACCAGUGCUGCUAAGCUAAAGAGGAAAUACUGGUGGAAGAACUGCAAGAUGUGGGCCAUCCUGAUAGCUGUCAUAGUCAUCAUCAUCGUCAUCAUCAUUAUUUGGUCUAGCACGUAAAACAGCCAGCGGAUGAGACGUGGAGGCCAUGAUGAAGAGCAGAGAAAUGGGGCAGUGUGUGAACAUCAUGCCACAUAAAUCACAAAGAAUAUCUCACAUUGGUGGCUGCUGACCUCCACACGAAUUAUCUGCAGGGGUCUUCAUUCCUUGUCCUGCUUUGUUUUGAAUUUAUGUACGUGUAUUAAGGUUGUGCCAGAGUUGAGGUUUGCCAAAGUUCCACACCUUUAAAAGAAUGCACCAUGGAUGACAUCAGAACAUUUUAAAAUAAAAAAAAAACUAUACCACAUUCCAAAACAAACUGCCAGAAAAGUUACAAAAAAUUUGUUAAGAAGUAAAACUCUUCUAAAGUCUAUAAGAAAUAAAAACCCUUACUCUAUGGCAAGCAUGCACACACAUAGAUUUGAACUUCAAGACUGGUAUGAAGGUUAUUGUUGUAAAUUUAACUCGGUAUAUAUUUACAUUUUCACAUUUUAUUAAUAGCAUUGUAUAACAUUUGGAAGGCUAAAAAAGUAACAUGCCUACAAAGAUGUUCUGGUAGGGUUUAGAGCUAAUUUUCUUACCAGUUUAAAGACGUUUAACGGCAGGGCUUCCCUUUUAUUUUCUAGAUAUCGCCAUCUUUGGCAAUGGUUACAGUUCAGAAGUGAAUAGCUAAAUCUAAUGCGUCGCUUCAUUUUUCCACACAGUUCAUUUCUUUGUAAGAAAAUUCUUUUAAAAAAGAAAUUUAACCUUAAAUCUUCUUCAAUAGGAUGCUAACUAACCUUGUGGUCACUCCUGUCUUUCUUCAGCUUAUUUUGGACACCACUCCCUUUGCUGUGCAGCUGGUUUGAACUUGUUUUUUAACGAGUGCCUGCAUGCCGAGACCAAACAGCCCGACUCGGGCAGCCUCAAAAUAACAACAGUCCACAUAACGUAUUAUCCAUUUUCUAGAUUGUAUCCAACACUUUUUUGUGUGUGAAAUAUCGAGGCAUAACAGUAUUAGAAUGUAGCUUUUAAAAUAAUAUUCUUUUUCUCAAUGAAGAAGAACUGCCAAAAAUACAGCCAUAUUCCAACUGCUGCCAUUUAAAAAACAACAGUGCCUUUCUAAAUGUGCUUAAGCCUUGCAUUCAUUAACUCAAGUGAACCUGGUUUUUGGAAAAAAUAUUUGUAAUAUUACAUUUUGUUAUUAAAUUGCUUUCAUUUUUCAAUAACUCAAUGAAUAUGACACCUAUUUUAUUUCUUGGUGGGGACUUUGAUGUUGCUACUAAUAUGUAUUUUCUUUAUAUAUAAAUAUUAUCUUUACCAAGGACAUUAUAAAUUAAAUAAAAAAUGAAACCUGCAUAAAAAGUUCAUAACGAAUGUACUAAAUUCAAAGUUACUGAGGUGUAGCAAAAGUAAAUUAAAAGUAAAAAUAUAAAGGCAAACCCAGACUUAAACCAUGAACCUGGACUUGCACGAUGCAGCUCAGUUCAGGGCGACUCGGUGCUGUAAUGCUUUUUUAGAGGACGGUCUGUAAGACAAAUAGACCAACUGGGCAGGUGGGCUUACAAAUAUUGGAAACGCCUCAUUGGCACUGCACUUAUGAGAAGCCUUCGGUUCAGCGUUCAUACAGACUUAAUGGGCAACUAUACAUUUUUCAAAGAUUUGUAACACUGUCUCGUGUUGAUGGUGCGUUGAGAACAACAAGAACAUCCAUAUUUUAAAAUACUAAAAAAAAAAAGGUUUUCAAGGUCUGAUUUAACUCAGACCAGUCUGAAAGUCUUCCCAACAGAGAUAAUUACUGAUACCGUGCCUUUUUGACAUUCUACCCCUGUUCAGGUAUUCAUUCUUACACCAACACUGGAUUUGUGGUUUUGUUCAUUUUGAAAUGUUAAUGUUUUGAUGCAUAUUUUUAGAGCAUCUAGUUUUUUCAUCUUCAGUUUGAUUUGCUCUUUCUUUUUCCUUGUUUCUAUCAAAUAUAGAUAAACUGCUGCCUUAAAUAAAACCUUUAGACCAAUGAAAUGCUUAUUUCAUUUCAUUUCUUAUAUGCCUUUUUUUAACCACUUACAUGCUUUCCUAUUUUUAAUCUGCUGUUUCCCUCUUACAAUUAAUUUACAUUUAACUCAUGAGCUUCGCCAAUGUAUACUCUACUGGGAAUAUGUUUGGAAAAAAAGUGCAAUUUUCUUCUGUGGCCUAAAUUAUCCGUUUGAAUAAAAACUAAUAAAGUCAUUUCUAAAUUA
Molecule: messenger RNA, 2631 nt
Organism: Oryzias latipes (Japanese medaka)
Lineage: Eukaryota; Metazoa; Chordata; Actinopteri; Beloniformes; Adrianichthyidae
Gene: vamp3
Product: vesicle-associated membrane protein 3 (cellubrevin)
Biological process (GO): vesicle-mediated transport
Cellular component (GO): membrane
Source: RefSeq, a predicted model, not a curated record